This is a messenger RNA of Salvelinus sp. IW2-2015, 4453 nucleotides long. RefSeq names its product double C2-like domain-containing protein beta. NCBI's taxonomy places the organism in Eukaryota, Metazoa, Chordata, Actinopteri, Salmoniformes, Salmonidae. Gene Ontology annotation, cellular component: membrane; synapse. The record is from RefSeq and is a predicted model, not a curated record. Gene Ontology annotation, biological process: regulation of calcium ion-dependent exocytosis; spontaneous neurotransmitter secretion; exocytosis.
GGGUGUGUUGUAGAGGUAGAGAGAGCAGGCAGGCAGCAGUGUGUGAGGCAGACAGACAGCAUGGUUAGAGCGUGCAGGGCGGACCAGCCACGGCUCUCCAUGUAGCCCAGUGCAGCACAAGCUAGAGGGGGGGAGUCUGAGGAGCCACCAGGACCUACUCAUCUCACUAACAGCCAGGAGCUCUCUCUCCACUCAGGCUACUGGCUUUCUUUUCAGGGAUAGACUUCAGAGGAACAACUUCAAAUUUCAUAUUUUUUUCUCUGGCUGGCUUUGGUGUUUACUUUCGAGGAGCCUUUUUUGUGUAUUUGGGGACACCUGGGGAAUAGUUAUUGUUUUGACUGGGUCUUGACUGGGCUGGGUGGGCGCUCCAAGGGACCGCAUGCAUGACACAACGCAAAGGCGAGAAGACCACCAUCAGCAUCCAGGAGCACAUGGCCAUUGACGUGUGCCCUGGCCCCAUCCAGCCCAUCAAGCAGAUCUCUGACUACUUCCCCCGCUACCCGCGGGGUCUCCCCCCGACAGCACCCCCCGCCCUCAGCCGGGCCGGCUCGCUGCGCUCCUCCUCCGCCAGCCACAACUCUGGGGAUGACCCGGCCCGCUCCCACACCGGUGAAGACCCGGACCGGGCGUUUGGCGGUGCCGCCGCCCCAACACCCGCGGCGACCGGCAAGAAGGAGGAGGAACCGGACGUCGAGGGCUAUGACUCGGACGACUCAACUACGUUGGGGACCCUGGACUUCAGUUUACUGUAUGACCAGGAAAACAACGCUUUGCACUGUACCAUCAACAAAGCCAAGGGGCUAAAACCCAUGGACCACAACGGGCUCUCGGAUCCGUAUGUCAAACUGCACCUACUGCCUGGGGCCAGUAAGGCAAAUAAGCUUCGCACCAAGACCCCAAACACCCUCAACCCCAUCUGGAGCGAGACCCUGACCUACUAUGGCAUCACCGAUGAGGAGGUCCGCAAAACACUCAGGAUUUCAGUGUGUGAUGAGGACAAGUUCCGCCACAAUGAGUUCAUCGGAGAGACACGCAUCCCCCUCAAGAAACUCAAGCCCAACCAGACCAAGAACUUCUACAACUGCUUGGAGAAACAGCUACCUAUCGACAAAACAGAUGACAAGUCCCUGGAGGAGCGAGGGCGUAUCAUGAUCUCCCUCAAGUAUAGUUCCCAGAAGUCUGGCUUGAUGGUGGGCAUCGUCCGCUGUGCCCACCUCGCCGCCAUGGACGCCAACGGCUUCUCAGAUCCCUACGUCAAAACGUACCUGAAGCCUGACGAAAACAAAAAGUCAAAGCACAAGACUGCUGUGAAGAAGAAGACCCUCAACCCAGAGUUUAACGAGGAGUUCUUCUACGAAAUCAAAUACGCCGAUCUCAGCAAGAAGACACUGGAGGUGACCGUCUGGGAUUACGACAUUGGCAAGUCCAACGAUUUUAUAGGUGGCGUAUCCCUGGGCAUCAGCGCCAAUGGGGAGAGGCUCAAACACUGGUUCGACUGUCUCAAAAACAAGGACAAGAAAAUUGAGCGCUGGCACACGCUGACCAACGAACUUCCUGGUACAACAUUCAACGACUAAUGGCCCAUCCCCAAACCCUACACAUUUGCAAGUAAGGCACCUCCCAUACUUGCUGUGGACAGGAGUUCAGCCUUGAUCGACCAAUUUACCAAAUCACACUCCAGCUUUCCCGUUUCCGGAGACAUUUACCAAAUCACAGCUCUUGUUUUCUGUAUUUCUCUCCCAAGGUUUUGAGCUCACCCAUUAUCUUCUAUCCCCUUCUGAUAAUGUGCUGUCUUUAGGGCUUAUUUGAUGAUACUGCACCUGCAGCUGUCCACAAAAGAACGGUUUGGCAGUGUUGAGAAAGAGUCUGAUGUGUGUCCCAACAAAACCAUAAGUGCGCAACACAUGGGAAACAAAAGGUUUGCUGCACAAAACUAGAGAUGCGAUUAUAUUUUAAUUGUUUGCUGUCCAGAGAUGCAUAUUCACUAGGUUUACUGGAAAAUCUACUGGCGGAUAUGGGGAGUGUGCACUUUGUUGAAAUGACAGGAGAAAAGUGUGGAUUAUUUACUUCAGACACUGCUCUUAAAAGCAUGUAAUGUUUACAAGUCUAGGACGCAGCUCCACACACCUAUGCUGUUCCUCUCAAGUUCGUCUUUGCAGGGGAAAGGGGGAAAAAGACACACGUAAUGUGUUUUAUAUAGACAGUCUACUUUCAGGUCAUUGCAAAUGUCUAAUCCUGUGAUGAAGGGUUUGGGCUAGGAGAGGGAAAUGAGGAAGGGGUGAGGCAUUUUUAAUAAAGUAGCGCUAAGUAUCUUGUUGCUUGUGUUUCAGUUGUUUUUAAAGUAGAGUAAAAUGUACGCUACCCCAAUCAGUGUAUCAGAUGAAUGUAGACUAUAACCCUUCUAACCCACAGUACAGUAACUCCUCUGAGAAUGUGCACCCAAGUGCUGUGUGUUAUUGAACCAGUUCAUACAUAAAAUUCAAGGUCUGAUAAACAUCAGAGAGUUGCGUUGGAUGGUAUGGGAGGAAGAGAAUUGAACAUCUGCAGCCCCAUUCGCAAACUGUCAAUGAUGUUGCCUGAGGCGGAACAUUGUCCAUAGAUCUAUAUUUUUAAUGACAUGAGGGCUGUCAUGGAACUACCGAUUCAUAGUUAAUGUAGUGGAAUGUAUGAGUUGGCGCUGCUUAGUCCCAGAACCCUAUUUAGUCGAUGAGAAGGCAAUAUGUCUCAGAACACACUUCACACUUAUUUGAUAUCAAAGCACGGUUUGAUCUUUGUGCAAAAUUAAGCAUUUUAUAUUCACCAUUUUAUUGUUGCCUGUUGUCUAAGAAAUCGCAGGGCUAAAUGUAUGUUUAUGUGUGCGUGCACAUGUUUGUACUGUAUGUAUGUUGGUGAAUGCAACCAACAAAUUGUCCUUUUAAUUGUGAAAUAUUCAACUGGCCAAUUCUUAGCCAACAGGUAAUCAUUGUAUAUGUAUUGCUAGUGUUUUCCAUUGUACAUGUUGUUGGCGUUCAAACUUGAACUGUACUUUUAGUUUAUGUAUAGCAGCAUACAACCAGUACAUACCCGACAUUACAUGAUUAUAAGUAGUUUCAUUUUGUGUUCUCAUUUAUUUUACCCAUAGUGAUAUUUUUGACAGCUUUUGUCUUCCUUUAAUAAUCUCAAAUUGUGUCCCAUUUCAUUCUUAAACAUGCAGUGAGCCUAAUUUCGAGGGUAUUUUUCAUUUUCAUUGACCAACCCAUGUGGGCUUAACGUUCCUACUUCAUCUUCACAGUUUACUCAAGAGAGGGUCAAGUAUUCCACCUGUCUAUCUGAGCGUUAGUCUCUCUGGCCUGGUGUGGAGAGUGAUUUGUGAAACACUAACUCAUUGGCUAUGCAGCAGUCAAAUAUCUUCCCCCUCUACUAAUGAGAAUCUGUUUUGGACACAAAGGUCCAACACUAUCUCUUCCUCAGUCCUACAGGGGUCAGGCAGGCAUGGAGGUGGUCUCUUCCUCAGUCCUACAGGGGUCAGACAGGCAUGGAGGUGGUCUCUUCUCAGUCCUACAGGGGUCAGACAGGCAUGGAGGUGGUCUCUUCCUCAGUCCUACAGGGGUCAGGCAGGCAUGGAGGUGGUCUCUUUCUCAAAUGCAUAUACAGUCGCAACAGCAGCCCAACCUGUGGAAUUUUGUAAUCUGUUUGCCUUUGUACUCAAAACUGGAUAUUAUGACAAAAAUGCAUGCAGAUGUUAUUGGUUUGUCAUGAAAUGACUUUGCUUAAUGUUUGAUACUGCUGUUUUUUCUGUGAAAAAAAUAACACAACUGUGGAUGCUACAAGAAUGUCAAUAUUUCUUCUGGACAACGUUUUGUACCUUUGAACACUAUCGCAUUGACUGUCUGGGGAUGUGACUGCAUGUGAAGAAAAUCUAUGCCUCUGUUUUGUUCCAUUUUUUUAACACUCAGGCAAUUGUUUGCAUAGUUCUGGUGGUUCUCUGGUUUUCAAGAAAUUAUUAAGAAAAACAAUUCGAUUUUCUCCUAUUUCACCUUAGUCUUGGCACGGAAUGGCCGUAGGAUCGUGCCUUUUCUUUUGUAACAGUGUAUUUUUGCACCGCUCAAGAUUAGAUCAAUAUUAGCUUUUAAUAUGGAAAUAAUACAUGGCACAUUUAUAUUUAUGUAUAUGCGUUAGUAUCUGAACACUGUUUCACUCUUUGAAUAUUUCCCACCCAAAUGACACAAGGCCAGAGUGUCAUUCCACUGUGUGAUGGUGUUGACAGUGAGGGCAGGGUGCAAGGUUGAGGUGGAAGCAUGGAUUUAUACGUCUGUGGGUGGAAGAGGUCACAAUGAAAGGCAACAGGGUCUGUAUUAACAAAGUGUCUCAGAGAAAGAGUGCUGAUCUAGGAUCAGUUUUGCCUUUUAAAUUAUAGUGAAUUAUAUUAUAUGGACUGGGGUGACCUGAUCCUAAUCAGCAUCCCUGGUCUUAG